AUGCAUGAUGCUGUCCUCGACUACUACGGCCGCAAGCUAGCUACAUGCUCCGGCGACAAGACGAUCAAGAUCUUUGAGAUUGAGGGCGAGACCCAGCGAUUGGUCGAGACCCUCAAGGGACACGAGGGUGCUGUCUGGUGUGUCGCCUGGGCGCAUCCCAAGUACGGCAACAUCCUGGCAUCGGCUGGUUACGAUGGAAAGGUCUUUAUCUGGAAGGAGCAAGGUGGACAGAGCAACGCAUGGCAGCGAAUCUACGACUUUCCCCUACACAAGGCCUCGGUCAACAUCGUUUCUUGGUCUCCCCACGAGGCUGGUUGCCUGCUAGCAUGCGCCUCUUCCGACGGCAACGUCAGCGUUCUCGAGUUCAAGGACAACAGCAUCGACCACACCACCUUUGCCGCUCACGGCCUCGGCGUCAACUCCGUUUCCUGGGCUCCCGCUACAACCCCCGGCAGCAUUGUGAGCAGCGCUCCUGGCCCUGGUGCUACUGGCAACCGCCGAUUUGUCACUGGUGGUAGCGACAACGUCCUCAAGAUCUGGGCCUUUGAUCCUGCUUCUCAGACCUACAAGCAGGAGCGUGAGCCUCUGACUGGCCAUACCGACUGGGUCCGAGACGUUGCCUGGUCUCCUACCGUCCUCCAGAAGUCCUACAUCGCCUCUGCCUCGCAGGACAAGACCGUCCGCAUCUGGACAUCUGAUCCUUCAAACCCUACUCAGUGGGAAUCCAAGGUUCUCCCCUUCGAGGCGGCUGUGUGGCGAGUCAGCUGGUCACUUAGCGGCAACGUGCUGGCAGUCAGUGGCCAGGACAACAAGGUAUCAUUGUGGAAGGAGAACCUACGGGGCGAGUGGGAGUGUGUCAAGACUAUCGAGGAAUAG
Fusarium pseudograminearum CS3096 is the source of this 876-nucleotide messenger RNA. RefSeq lists its product as uncharacterized. Gene Ontology annotation, cellular component: COPII vesicle coat; nuclear pore outer ring. The record is from RefSeq and is a predicted model, not a curated record. Gene Ontology annotation, biological process: positive regulation of TOR signaling; COPII-coated vesicle budding; protein import into nucleus. The coding region runs from base 1 to 876 and encodes 291 amino acids. Lineage: Eukaryota; Fungi; Ascomycota; Sordariomycetes; Hypocreales; Nectriaceae. Gene Ontology annotation, molecular function: structural molecule activity; protein binding. The transcript is spliced from 3 exons.